Molecule: messenger RNA, 1660 nt
Organism: Sphaerodactylus townsendi
Lineage: Eukaryota; Metazoa; Chordata; Lepidosauria; Squamata; Sphaerodactylidae
Gene: SAXO4
Product: protein phosphatase 1 regulatory subunit 32
Exons: 14
Coding region: 147-1418 (423 amino acids)
Molecular function (GO): phosphatase binding
Source: RefSeq, a predicted model, not a curated record
CCAGCAAGUUUCUAACUUAUUUGACUGGCUUUGUCCUUUGGGGUAUUGUCAGGCUUCUAUUUGUAGCAAUCUUCCAGCAACCAGGACUUUGUCUGGGGCAGGGGAAAUCCUACAUCAGGAAAAUUUCCUCUGUAACCUCAGAAAAGAUGGGGCGUCUUCCCCUGGGAAUCGUUUCUCCCUAUGUGAAAACAAGUUCUGGUGGAAGCAUGGACCCCUUAAAAUUCUAUGCUACCAGCUAUGGCACAGCUUUUGGUCAACUGGGUUUCCAUCCUCGGAGUGGCUUCCACAGUGGAGCUGGAUACAAAGCCAAUUACCGACCUGUUGUCCAAUACAAGCCAAGCCUAGACAAAGUAGAUAAUCCAGCUGUUGGGGAGAUCCUUCAAGAUAAUUAUCAGUCAAUGACCACUAAACACUUUCAACCACAUCAGCUCCCAGAUGGGAAAUACCCUCUUCCAUGGAACGUGUACCAGCCAGGAAGUGGAUAUGUUCGGGAGAAACCCCUUUCUUAUCCUCCCACUAAAACUGUCAAGAAAGUCCAUUUUGACACCGCAGACGAAGGAGCACAAACUGUGAUAGGGCUGGAACCCAAACAUAUCCCUCUGCUCCACAAGCCGCAUGGAAAAGGCUCUAUUGAUGUGGAAAAUGGCAGAUACGGACCUCGCUACAUGUCCACAGAGUGCAACUCUAAGUUCCUCUUCAACAUUCCCAGACAGCCAGAUCUCCUGCAGAAGAAAACUAUUGGAGCCAAGGAAGAGACUGGAUUCACUGAAGGCUGUCUCAGUAACCCAGUUAUUGACAAAUCACUUUCUCAGAACAGUAGUCCAGGAGUCAGCAUUAUGAAAACAGAUUAUCAGCCAUCUUCCUUUCCACACGGUGAUGAAUUCCUGCCAGUUCUUUCCAAAGGCUCUGAGCGGGGGUCUGGAUUCAGUCGGCAGAAGGGUCUUUUCCUUCCACCCCAAGAACAUCCACCUGGUGGAGAGGGACCUCUGAGCCAUACUCAGUUUCAAGGGCUUCAACGGCUACCUCAGACACAGAACAAUCUUUUAGGAAGGGAAAAUGUGGGCAAUAAGGAGCUAUCAGGAUUCAGCAUCAAUAACCCCAGUCAUGUGACACCUCCCUAUGAUCCAGAAUUGCCCAACAGGUUCCUGACCAGCUAUAAUUCCAAGUUUUAUGAGAAUGUUCCAAAAGGAAUAGACAGGGAAGGCUGGACACGAGGAGGAAUUCAACCUCAGCAAGCAGGUGGCUUUACUACCAACAACCACGCCACAGACUUAGGCACUGAUCCCAAUGCUACAGAAACGUUGAGGAGUGUUCAUCCUCAUGUCGGAAGAACAAUCACAACAGUUGAUCCAUUCUACUGUGACUCUCCCCAUGACCGUCGCUUCACUGCUCUCCACCAGACGACUGUCCCCAAUUAAUCUCUUCUCUGAACAGGAUACUGCUGUGAUGUCUUCAGGCUUCAGGUCCACAUUCCCCUGUUAAGGAAAGAUGACCAAUGCAAGUGUUGCUACCAAUCAUACUUGAUUUCAAAAGCUGUAGAGUUUUAAAGGGUAUACAUCCAAACUCUUGUUCUUCUCUUCUAAAAAAACUGAAUAGUAGUUCUUGCUGAUGUGUAUACUAGCUUAAACCAAUAAACCUGGAAAGAUUUCUGUGGAAGAAA